CUCUCUUUCCAUUCGGAAAAGCAGUAUAUACCCCUUUAUAUCCCUAGGAAACACCAAUUCUUUCUCUUUGCUUUUAUCUCCUGCUUCGCUGUUGAUUUUGUAACCCUGAUUUCUUCUUCUCAUUCUUCCCCUUUUCAGUUUACAAAAUACAUUCUAUAAUCUCAUUCUACCCAGAAAAAUUCAAAUUUAAUCGUAAGCAAAUCAACCCUGAAAAACAGGGUUGUAUGCUUUGUUUUGUUUCCUUUGAUAUCAGUUGUGUUGAUUGGAUUUGAUUGGAUUUGAUUUGAUUUGAGUUUUAGUUACCAAUCCUUUUCAAAUUGGUGGGUUUGUGAGAAGGAUUUCAUCUUGCAUUGUUAAUUACUUUGACAAUGGCAGAAACCAAGAAAUAUAUCACAUCUGAAGAACUGAAGAAACACAACAAAGCAGGGGAUCUAUGGAUUUCAAUCCAAGGAAAAGUUUACGAUGUUACAAAUUGGGCAAAGGAACAUCCAGGAGGAGACAUUCCUCUUUUAGCACUUGGAGGUAAAGAUGUAACAGAUGCAUUCAUCGCAUAUCAUCCAGGUACUACAUGGAAUAUGCUUAAUAAAUUUUUUAAUGGUUAUUAUUUGAAGGAUUUUGAAGUUUCUGAAAUGUCCAAAGAUUACAGGAAACUCCACAAUGAAUUAACUAAAAUGGGUUUAUUUGAUAGGAAAGGUCAUAUCGUGAUCUAUGCCUUUAUGUCAAUCUUUAUAUUGUUCACAUUAUCUGUUUAUGGAGUAAUUUGUUCUGAUAAUGUAUUUGUUCAUCUGGGUUGUGGUGCAUUACUGGGUAUGGCUUGGAUUCAAAGUGCUUAUUUAGGUCAUGAUUCUGGGCAUUAUCAGAUCAUGUCAUCUCCUGGGUAUAAUAAGGUUGCUCAGAUUCUUACUGGGAAUUGUCUUACUGGUAUUAGUAUGGCUUGGUGGAAAUGGACUCAUAAUACCCACCAUAUCACCUGUAAUAGUUUAGAUUAUGACCCAGAUCUACAACAUAUCCCAGUUUUUGCAGUUUCAUCUGAGUUUUUCUACAAUUUGAGAUCUUGUUUUUAUGGAAGGAAAAUGGAUUUUGACCUAAUUGCUAGGUUUUUGGUUAGUUAUCAGCAUUAUACAUAUUACCCAGUAAUGGUUGUUGCUAGGAUUAAUCUGUAUGUGCAGACUAUUCUGUUGUUGUUUAACCCUAACAGGAAUGUUCCCAAUAGGGUUCUUAACAUUAUUGGGAUUUUGGUGUUUUGGACUUGGUACCCACUCCUGAUAUCUUGUCUCCCUACUUGGGAAGAAAGGGUGUUUUUCGUGCUCUCGAGUUUCGUUGUGACCGCUUUCCAGCACAUUCAAUUCACCCUAAACCAUUUCUCAGCCAAUGUGUAUGUCGGUCAGCCUGAAGGGAACGAUUGGUUCGAGAAACAAACCAAUGGCUCGAUCGAUAUUGAUUGCCCGUCUUUCAUGGAUUGGUUGUUUGGCGGGUUACAGUUCCAGCUCGAGCAUCACUUGUUCCCUCGUUUGCCUCGUUGCAAUCUUAGGAGCAUUGCACCUGUGGUGAAGGAUCUAUGCAAGAAGCACAAUUUGCCUUACAGGAGUCUCUCGUUCUGGGAGGCUAACGUCUCGACUAUUAACACCCUUAGGGAAGCUGCCCUUCAAGCUCGGGAUCUCCCCAACCCGUUGGCUAAGAACCUCCUUUGGGAAGCUGUCAAUACCUAUGGUUGAUGAUGAUGAUGAUGCGAUUUCGAUCAAGUUUUGUUUUAUUUUUUUCGUUUUUUCAGGCUGACCUGAUCUGGAGCGAGCAUUCACUUAGAGGAUUGUUCAUUUAUCUGCUGUUGGAGCUCCUAGAUGAUUCUUGUAUUUAUUAGUUUUUACUAUGUAUUUUGAUUUACAAGAAAGAAAACAUUAUCAGAUUCUGUAUAAGUAGCAAAUAGAAAUGUCAUAUUGUCCUACAGAUUGUUACUCUGAAGGGCAUGUUUUCUCCUUUGUGGGAGUGGCAGAGUACAUCUAUCCUUUGCUUAGACUAUAACUAUGAUAUAAGAGAAAUUAUCUUCUAUGUUCCUCAAUA
Messenger RNA from Amaranthus tricolor (Joseph's coat), 2058 nucleotides. RefSeq names its product delta(8)-fatty-acid desaturase 1-like. The transcript has a single exon. Gene Ontology annotation, biological process: lipid metabolic process. Bases 369 to 1715 code for a protein of 448 amino acids. Gene Ontology annotation, molecular function: oxidoreductase activity, acting on paired donors, with oxidation of a pair of donors resulting in the reduction of molecular oxygen to two molecules of water. The record is from RefSeq and is a predicted model, not a curated record. Gene Ontology annotation, cellular component: membrane. Lineage: Eukaryota; Viridiplantae; Streptophyta; Magnoliopsida; Caryophyllales; Amaranthaceae.